This is a messenger RNA of Scomber japonicus (chub mackerel), 2516 nucleotides long. It is a transcript of the gene noc3l, whose product is annotated as NOC3-like DNA replication regulator. The transcript is spliced from 22 exons. The record is from RefSeq and is a predicted model, not a curated record. NCBI's taxonomy places the organism in Eukaryota, Metazoa, Chordata, Actinopteri, Scombriformes, Scombridae. Gene Ontology annotation, biological process: DNA replication initiation. Gene Ontology annotation, cellular component: nucleolus. Gene Ontology annotation, molecular function: chromatin binding. The coding region runs from base 99 to 2471 and encodes 790 amino acids.
CCGGGUUGUUUCCGGUUCUCCGGUGAGCAGCACGCGUGUAGAAACAAACCGAUCAGCUCAGAAACCAACCGGAGCAGAAACGUCCCGGUUCCGUCAUCAUGGGUCCGCCUCGCUCGAAGAAGCGGCGUCCGACGUUCCGUCGCCUGCUGAAGACGAGCGGCGUGAAGCUGGAGAACAAACUGAAGAACCGACAGAUGAAGCAGCAGAACGUUGCUAAGAAACAACGAAAGGAACAUAAGAAGCUGAGACAGGCGGUGAAGGAUGCCGCCAUCAGGACGCCGCGGCCGCUGGAGACGUACAGGAAGAGACCAGAGGAAGAGGAGGAUGAGGAAGACUUCCUGGAGACGCUUCCCACGGACAUGAUGGACGAGCAAGACCUGCAGCACCUCACGUCCAUGGCCCAGAGAGCCUCGUUCAUCACCAGAGACCUGUCGUCAUGCGAGCCCGUGCACGGCGGGAGGAAGCGGAGGUCGGAGGUCGUGCGGAGCUACGAGAAGAUUCCCAGGAAGCUGCAGAAGACGCAGGAAAAGGAAGUGAUUCACCUCCUGCCAAUCAAAGACAAGUCCCGCCUCAUCCCGCAGCGCCUGGAGAGAGUGAAACCGCAGCAGGAGGAAGAGGAGGAGGAAGAGGAGGAAGAGGAUGAUGAGUGUGAGAGUCAGCUGAUGGAGCAGCUGACGGAGCAGCAGAGGGAGGAACUCCGAUUCAACAAGAUCAACGAGAAGAAGCUUCACAUCGCAGCGCUAGCGUCGGCCGUCACCUCCGAACCCAACGCUAACAUUAAGCGUGUGAAGGAGCUGCGUGGCCUGCUGAUGGAGACGGAUCCGAGCAUCGCGGUGACCGUCAGGAAGCUGGUGAUGGUUUCUCUGAUGGAGAUCUUCAAAGACAUCACACCGACCUACAGGAUCCGACCUUUGACCCCCGCAGAGAAGGCUGCUAAGGUGAAGAAGGAGACGCAGCAGCUCAGAGAGUUCGAGGAAGGUUUAGUGAGUCAGUACAAGUUCUACCUGGAAGACCUGGAGCAGACGGUCAAAGACUGGAAGCAGCAGAAGAAGAAGCGCAGUCAGGCGGUGGGCUUCUCUUCGUAUCAGUCUCUGGCGGAGGUUGCUGUUCGCUGUCUGUGUGAGCUGCUGCUCGCGCUGCCGCAUUUCAACUUCCACAACAACAUCAUCGUCGUCCUCGUGCCGCUGAUGAACGACCCGGCCAGCAAGGUGUCAGAGAUGUGCUGUGAUGCGUUCAGGAAACUCUUCCAGCAGGACAAACUGGGCGGCGCCUCGUUGGCGGUUGUGCGUGUCGUCUCCGGCCUCGUCAAGCGGCUCAACUACAACGUCAGACCCGAGGUGCUCAUGACGCUGCUCAGUCUCAGGAUUAAAGAGGUGGAGAUGAAGAAGGACAUCGACGCCACGGCACCAAAGAAGAAGUUCAUGAACAACAAAGAGAAGAAGAAGAGCCUGUCGAGGAUGCAGAGAAAGUGGAAGAAAGCGGAGGAGAAGUUGGAGAAGGAGCUGAUGGAGGCCGAAGCUUCAGAGAGUAAAGACCGGAAAAUCAAACUGCACACGGAGACUCUGAACAUCGUCUUCCUCAUCUACUUCAGGAUCUUAAAGAAAGCUCAAAAAUCUGUUCUACUUCCUGCUGUGCUGGAGGGACUGGCCAAGUAUGCUCACCUCAUCAACAUGGAGUUCUUUGAUGACCUGCUGAACGUCCUGCAGAGUCUCAUCCUAUCAGGAAAUCUGACCAAUCGGGAGAGUUUGCACUGCAUCCAGACCGUCUUCAUCAUCCUAUCAGGACAAGGUGACGUCCUGAACAUCGACCCUCUCACCUUCUACUCACACCUCUACAGGAUGCUCCUGACGCUGCACGCAGGGAAGCCCAAUGAUGACAUCAUCAUCGUGCUGCGGUGCCUGGACACCAUGCUGACGCGGCGCAGGAAGCAGGUCAGCCUGCAGAGGGCGAUGGCGUUCGUUAAACGUAUGAGCACGCUCAGUCUGCACCUGCUGCCCAACGCCAGCGUGGGAAUCCUAGCCGCCACCAGAUCUACCAUGCAUUCCUUCCCUAAGUGUGACUUCCUGUUGGAUAACGAGGUUCAGGGCAGCGGCUUCUACCUGCCGGAGCUCGAGGAACCAGAACACUGCAACGCUCAGAACACGGCCCUGUGGGAGCUACACACACUGCAGAGGCAUUACCACCCGGUGGUUCGGCGCUUGGCGGUCCAUCUGAGUCUCGGCGCUCCGAGCGAAGGAUCGGGGGCGCUCAGCGUGGAUCUGAGCCGCAGGUCGCCGGCGGAGCUGUUUAAUGAUUACAGCGUCAGAGACAUGACCUUUAACCCCGCCGUGGCAGCACCCAGCACCAAGAAGAAGGAUUAUUUCACAGUCGGAGCGACGCUAUUGGACGCUGAGCUGCAGAGACGAGCUGAGAGCAUCCUGACCGUUACCGAGGAAACGCAGCUGGACUUUACUAAAACACACACACACUGACACACAUACACACACACACACUGACACACACACACACACACUGAC